AUUAUGGCGUCACCUGGGGCCCCUGGGGGGGUUCUAUAAAGCGCCCGCCGGCCCCCUUCCCUCUGUCAGAGAGGCUAAAAGGUCCGCCAGGCACUCAGUCUAACCUCGUCUUUUCCUCAGAAUCCCCCCGUCAGCAUUGAUGCCCACCUCCUCUUGACGACUUAGACCUCCGCCCACUUCAAUUCACACCUAUGUCUAUCCGACAGGUGGACACAGGUGGCAACUGAACUGAGUUUCCCCAAAUAGUUCAGUUUAGGAAAAAAUUGACCUAAUCUGGGCGCUUUUGGUCAGCCAAAGCCGCUGACGCCAAACUCUGAGGUUUUUCUCCUAUUAAGGCCUUGAAGGUGAUUUAUUUCGGAAGAACCCUCUUCGUCGUCUGGUUGAGAGCCAUCCUCCAAACGCCACCAUGUGGGAGUUCCGGUCCAUGAAUUUUUGGCGGGCAGUCUUCGCAGAGUUCUUCGGGACCAUGUUCUUUGUGUUUUUCGGCAUGGGCGCCGCCCUGCGCUGGACCACGGGGCCUCACCACGUCCUCCACGUGGCCCUGUGCUUCGGGCUGGCGGCCGCCACCCUCAUCCAGUCCAUCGGCCACAUCAGCGGCGGACACAUCAACCCCGCCGUCACCUUCGCCUACCUGGUCGGCUCACAGAUGUCUCUCUUCCGGGCCAUUUUCUACAUUGCCGCCCAGUGCAUGGGCGCUGUGGCGGGGGCUGCUGUGCUGUACGGGGUCACACCUGGCAACAUGAGGGGCAACAUGGCCAUGAACAUGCUGCAGCCGGGCAUCAGUCUGGGCAUGGCCACCACGGUGGAGGUCUUCCUCACCAUGCAGCUUGUCAUCUGCAUCUUUGCCGUAACCGAUGAGAGACGAAACGGCCGUCUGGGAUCCGCCGCUCUCUCCAUCGGCUUCUCCGUCACCAUUGGACAUCUCAUGGGGAUGUACUACACCGGUGCUGGAAUGAACCCCGCCAGGUCCUUUGCCCCGGCUGUAAUCUUCAGAAACUUUAUCAACCACUGGGUGUAUUGGGUCGGCCCCAUGAUAGGAGGUGCCAUGGGGGCCCUGCUGUAUGAUUUCAUGCUUUUCCCGCGCAUGAGGGGUCUGUCUGAACGCCUGGCCACACUGAAGGGCAGCCGACCCCCCGAGAGUGAGACCCAGCAGGAGACCAGGGGGGAGCCCAUCGAGCUCAAGACGCAAGCCCUAUAAACCUUCACCCGCCCCCCCCUUUUACUGACUGGGGCUGAAGAAUGAAGGACAAGGCCCUGAGCUAGGCUUACUCCCCCCCAACUCCACCGAAUGCCUUCACACACGCCAUCGCACACACUAACCCCAUUCUGUCCCGUAGACUAACACUUUGACUGAUUUUACGGUUUUUAGGGCUCACCACCUUCAACCUCAAAACACAACAGGACUCCUCUCACCCCCCACUUGUCACUUUUUGAUUUCCAACAGGACAUCACGCUCGCCAUAAAAUGUGAUCAAAGCCUGACUCGGUAGCCAUCUUGUGUCUCCCUUCCUUCCUGCUUCCUCACCCACCCCCAGGGCCAGAUUUUUGUCCAUGAGAGAGAAUCCCGAGAGCAAACGGAGGUUUGAGGAAGGGGAGCGUUGGGGAAGGAAGCAGAACGAGGGCGAGGCAGGGAUGCAGGGGCGACUCGGGCGAGGGAAGAGGACGUGGGGCAGAUGAGGAUGGAUCAGAUGGGGUUCGGGUUUGACAGAGAGGGUUACACUCGUUCAUUUUAAGUUGGGUUAGACCAUUGAAGAUGGGAAUUCUUUCCAUAAUUCAUCUGAAAUUAUCUCCAUUUUUUUCCUUUUUCGUUUGUUUUCUGCACUUCUUCACACACAAAACGUGGAUGUAUAAUAUCAUUAGAAAUGAACAGGGCUUCACUUUUUUUUUCAAUCAUUGCAUUUUAUCUGUGGUUUUGUGCUUGUGUGUGCGCGUGAGAGUGAGCAUGUGCAUCUGUGUGCGCCUGCCUGUUUGCAAGCAAGUGUGUAUAUGUGUGUAAGUGUGCCAUCAAGUUUGCAGAUCGUCUCUCCUGUUUUGUAUCAUCCAUUUAUGAAACCGCAUCAGUUCUUCUCUCUUCACUGUGGUAUUUACUAUGAUUUUCAUUUUUACACCAUUCAUCUGCUUCUUUUGUUCUGAACCGGCUAGUGUUGUCUCCCGGGCUUCAGUGGUAGGUCUGCAGAAAAGCUGUGCGCGCUUUACAUCGAGUCUACUUUUAUCAUUUGAUCAUUUCUUGGAGCACACGGUAUUUCAAUAAAAUAUCAAUGAAAUAAACCCAAUCUUGAUACAA
This is a messenger RNA of Oryzias melastigma (Indian medaka), 2283 nucleotides long. It is a transcript of the gene mipb, whose product is annotated as major intrinsic protein of lens fiber b. Lineage: Eukaryota; Metazoa; Chordata; Actinopteri; Beloniformes; Adrianichthyidae. Gene Ontology annotation, biological process: transmembrane transport. The record is from RefSeq and is a predicted model, not a curated record. Gene Ontology annotation, cellular component: plasma membrane. Bases 407 to 1198 code for a protein of 263 amino acids. The transcript has 4 exons. Gene Ontology annotation, molecular function: water channel activity.